This is a messenger RNA of Serinus canaria (Common canary), 1300 nucleotides long. It is a transcript of the gene MRRF, whose product is annotated as mitochondrial ribosome recycling factor. Gene Ontology annotation, molecular function: ribosomal large subunit binding. NCBI's taxonomy places the organism in Eukaryota, Metazoa, Chordata, Aves, Passeriformes, Fringillidae. Gene Ontology annotation, biological process: translation. Gene Ontology annotation, cellular component: mitochondrion. The coding region runs from base 85 to 864 and encodes 259 amino acids. The transcript is spliced from 7 exons. The record is from RefSeq and is a predicted model, not a curated record.
CGGUGACGUCACGCAGCGGCGCGGCGAUGACGCUCUCCGGGACGCGCAGGGCCGCGCUACGGUGCGGCACUCAGGACCGGAGCCAUGGCUCUGGCGCUGCGCUCCCUCCGGCCCCUCCCGGCGCUGCUGCUCCGCCGCUCCCCUGCCCUGGCCCCGGCGCUGCCCCGCGCUCCCGGGGGCUGCCCGGCCCCGCUCCCGGGGGGCUGCGGCCCCUGUGGCCAGCACACGCUGCCGAGCCGACAGCUGGCUACCAAAAAAGCUAAAGGUAAAGGGCAGAGUCAAGCCAAAGUGAAUAUCAGUGCUGCCCUAGUUGAGGAUAUUAUCAAUCUGGAAGAAACCAGUGAAGAUAUGCAGGCAGUCAUAGAAGCUCUGAAAGAAGAUUUCAGCAGAAAUCUCAGUGUUAGAACCUCACCAGGGGCCCUGGAUCACAUAACUGUGGUGACAAAGGAUGGGAAGUUUCCGCUGAACCAGCUGGGGCAGAUCUCACAGAAGUCACCUCAGCUCCUGACAGUGAACAUGACCAGUUUCCCAGAGAGCACAGCUGCAGCUGCAAAGGCCAUAAGGGAGAGUGGCAUGAACCUGAACCCCGAGGUGGACGGGACGGUGAUUCGGGUGCCAGUGCCCAAGGUCACGAGGGAGCACAGGGAGAGCCUGGCCAAGCUGGCCAAGCAGUCCACCAACAAGUCCAAAGAGGCCCUGAGAAAGGUGAGAAGCAAAAGCAUCACCCAAGUGAAGAAGUCCAAGAACAAAGUGUCAGAAGAUACCAUCUGGCUGCUAGAAAAACAGAUCCAGCAAAUGGCAGAUGAGGCUGCUGCAGAGAUGGACAAGCUGCUGGCAGCAAAGACCAAGGAGCUGCUUGGAUAAACACCAUCCCAAUUGUCAAAAACAUCAGAAACAUCAUCCCAGCUGCCCCUGGAGCAGGAAUGGACUGCCACAGCCCCAGCACCCACCCCUGCCCAGGGCCAGCAGCCUCAGGGGUGGGCAGGGGCAGCUCUGUGCCUUGGCUGCUGCCAUGGCCUGCCUUGGGGUGUGCUGGAGGGAGGGGGGAGCUCUCCUUGUGUCCUUUAUCCAGGAGGGAACGGAAUUGGAUGAACUGAGAUCAAAAAUAAAAUACCAGGAAGGAGAACUGGAAACUGCUGGAGGCACAGAGGAAGGACUGCCCUGCUCACUUUGUGCCCCAUCUUUGCCCCACAACUUCAGCCACCCACGAGAGGAACCUGCCUGUCCUGCUGCAAACCUCAGCACUUAUUUCUGCCUGAAAUAAAGUCCAAAGGAGGUGUGGAGCAGCAGCCUCACGACA